AUGGAUAAACAUUUCCAAGUGUCCUCAGCCAUUUACCGGAAACCUAAACCUGGUCAAACCAAACAAGACCAAGAAGUCGAUGACGAGGCUAGAUUGCUGGCGAGGAGGCUCUCAAAUGCAGCAGCCUUCCCCAUGGUUCUCAAAGCCGCCUUGGAGCUUGGUGUCAUUGACACCAUCGUUACCGCAGGCGAUGGUGUAUGGCUCUCAUCUUUUGAGAUAGCACUAAGACUCCCAACCAAACCAAGCAAUCCUGAGGCUCCCGAGUUGCUGGACCGUAUGCUGCGGUUACUUGCCAGCUACUCAAUUUUGAAAUGUCGUGCUGUUGUCAUAGAAGAGAAGGGUCAAACAAAAAUUGGGAGGCUAUAUGCAGCCGAACCGGUCUGCAAGUUUCUCCUGAACAGUAGUGACGGCUCAGGCUCUUUUGCGUCUAUGAUCAUGAUGAACCUUAGCGACGUCAACAUCAAGACUUGUCGGGCCAUGUCGGAAUCUUCCACUAUGGUUAUGGAAAAGGUUCUAGAAGCUUACGAUGGAUUCAAAGACGUGAAGACUUUAGUGGAUGUGGGAGGAGGACUUGGUAACACAUUAAGGCUCAUCACUUCCAAGUAUCCUCAAACUAUGGGUAUCAAUUUCGAUCUACCUCCGGUGGUAGCCCGUGCCCCUCUUUAUUCAGGUGUAACACAUGCAGCAGGAGAUAUGUUCAUAAAGAUUUCAAAUGGAGAUGCCAUUUUCAUGAAAUGGAUCUUGCAUGAUUGGACGGACGAACAAUGCGUAAGAAUUCUUAAAAACUGUUGGAAGAGUCUUCCGGAAAAUGGAAAGGUGAUCAUAGUGGAAAUGGUUACACCACUAGAGGCAAAGAGCGGAGAUAUAUGUUCUAACAUUGUGUUUGGUAUGGACAUGACAAUGUUAACACAAUGUUCGGGUGGCAAAGAGAGAUCUCUUUCAGAGUUUGAAGCUAUUGCAUUAGCCUCAGGCUUUUCUCGUUGUGAAAUCGUAUGUCCGGUUUAUCCAUUUUCCGUCAUCGAAAUCUAUAAAUAG
Messenger RNA from Microthlaspi erraticum, 1035 nucleotides. NCBI's taxonomy places the organism in Eukaryota, Viridiplantae, Streptophyta, Magnoliopsida, Brassicales, Brassicaceae. The record is from the annotation of a GenBank genome assembly.